This is a messenger RNA of Lampris incognitus (smalleye Pacific opah), 2086 nucleotides long. It is a transcript of the gene ugl, whose product is annotated as ureidoglycolate lyase. Gene Ontology annotation, cellular component: cytoplasm. The coding region runs from base 70 to 1725 and encodes 551 amino acids. Gene Ontology annotation, molecular function: malate synthase activity. Gene Ontology annotation, biological process: glyoxylate cycle. The record is from RefSeq and is a predicted model, not a curated record. The transcript has 15 exons. NCBI's taxonomy places the organism in Eukaryota, Metazoa, Chordata, Actinopteri, Lampriformes, Lampridae.
UUGUUCAAACAAAACAAAGCUCUGGGUCGAAGUCCAGGACUCAUAAGCGAGCAGAAACGUGCAGUAAACAUGUCUUGUCCAGAAGGUGUGGAGCUGUCUUCCCCUCCCCGGGGCCUGGAAGAAGAAUACAGCAGACUCUUCACAGCCGAUGCCUUGCUUUUCCUCCGCGAAUUAGUCUCCACGCUUGAUGAGGAGGUCGAUCAGGUUCUAAAGUUGAGGGUUUUGAGAAAGGCCCAGUUGGACCUAUCAGGGGAUCUGCCUGGCUUUUCAGAAGCCACCUCCUAUAUCAGGAGCGACCCAACCUGGAGGGUCCUGCCAGUCCCCCCCAGGCUUCAGAGGAGGCAUGUUGACGUGGGCGACCUGGCCCCCUGUGACACACAGCGCCUCAUGCAAGCUCUCCAAUCGCCUGCACAAGGCCUUCAGAUUGACUUCGAUGAUGGGAACUGCCCUACACACUACAACCAAAUCAAAGGCAUUCAUAAUGUAUACAAAGCAGUGCACAACCAAUUUCCAAAUGUCCCGUCCAUAUCACAAGCUCCCGUGUUGAUGCUCCGUCCUCGUGCCUGGAACAUGGUGGACCACAACAUGAUGGUUAAUGGGAAAGAAGUCCCUGGCCCUCUGUAUGAUUUUGGACUCCUCAUGUUUCACUGUGGAAAGACACUGUUUAAAUACAAGAGUGGACCAUUCUUCUACUUAUCUAAAGUAGAGAGUUUCAUGGAGGCCAGACUAUGGAACAAGAUAUUUGUUUGGACGCAGAAUAAGCUGGGCCUUCCGCUGGGCAGCAUCAAGGCUACAGUGCUGAUUGAGAAUGUUCUUGCAGCGUUUGAGAUGGAGGAAAUUCUUUAUGAGCUCCAGGAGCACUCAGCGGGGCUCAACUGUGGCAUUUGGGAUUACUCAGCCUCCUUCGUCAAUAAAUUUGGUCACCGAGAAGCCUUCCUGCUCCCAGACCGUAGUAAAUAUGUCAGCAUGGAGAAGCGUUUUCUGCGAAGCUACAUGGAGCUGCUGGUGCAGACAUGUCAUAGGCGGGGGGCUUUCGCUACAGGAGGCAUGGCUGCCCAGCUGCUACCUCAGGACCAUCGCAGCCCCUCCCACAGGACAACGCUGGCUAAUGUUACCAGACUGAAGCUGCUGGAAAUCAAGGCAGGUGUGGAUGGUUUCAUGGUUUAUGACCUGGGAUUGAUAGAGGCCAUGCAGAAAUUGUUUCAGAUGCACAUUCGAGGUGAUAACCAGCUCCACCGGGUCCGAGAUGACCUCACUGUGACCCCAGAUGACCUACUGUCCAUGCCCACGGGAGGAGUCACCCUUUAUGGCUUGGAACAUAACAUUGCAGUUGGCGUCCUCUUUAUUGAUGCUUGGCUGUUAGGUAAAGGCCAUUUCUUCUACAGGGGCCAAGUCGAGGACUCGGCUACAGCAGAGAUUUCCAGAUCACAGGUGUGGCAAUGGAUCCGUCACGAGGCACGGCUAGAGGACGACAACAGGCUGGUGACCAGGGGACUGGUGACCGACCUCACCCAGAAGGUCGUGAGGGAGCUGAGAGUGGUCACAUGCUGCGACACCGCCAGAGCUGAACAGAGGUUACUGACAGCUGCAGAAAUGUUCCUGGAGGUGGUCCAGAAGAGAGAUUUCCCAGAAUUCCUCACGACCUACUUGAACCUAGAUCACACCUUCAUCAGCUCCCAUACAAACGGACGACUGGCCGCAGGAAACCACAAGCCCAAACUCUGAGAGCAGGUUCAACAGAUUUUUAUCAAAGGUGAAUGUUAAUUCUCAAAUCCAAAGCUACGCAACUCAAGUUUCCAUAAAUAAUUGUAUAAUUUUCUGAACACAAACAUAUACCUGUUCAAAUAACUGCUGUCAGGAAACGUGUUGUUCAACUCACUUUUUAUUCAUAACUCCUCGCUGUUUGUUAAACAGGAGCACAGUAACCUGUGUGCUGAAUCCAGUAGGCUUUGAAAAUGCUUUUUUUUUCUUCUUCCAAAUAAAUAACAAAAACAGAGGGAUUGAUUCCUUAAACUGGUAAGCCCAUCAAUUAUAUAAAAAUUCUUUAAAAAUGAAGGGGUAUAUAUAUAUAUAUAUAUAUAUAUAU